This is a messenger RNA of Colletotrichum chrysophilum, 786 nucleotides long. RefSeq lists its product as uncharacterized. The record is from RefSeq and is a predicted model, not a curated record. The transcript is spliced from 2 exons. The coding region runs from base 1 to 786 and encodes 261 amino acids. NCBI's taxonomy places the organism in Eukaryota, Fungi, Ascomycota, Sordariomycetes, Glomerellales, Glomerellaceae.
AUGUGGGUCGGCGCAAUCGAUGAUGCGUUCCGUUCAAGACUUCAUCUUACUUUGUACUAUCCCAAACUCGUGGAGAAGCAAAGCACUAAAAUCUGGAAGAACAACAUUAGGAAACUGGAGCAAGUCAACGAGCUGCGGGUCAAAAAAGGACAACAGCCGAUCAAAUACGACAAGGACGAGAUCGUCAAGUGGGCCAAGGUCAACUGGGAGAGUCUUCAGUGGAACGGCCGUCAGAUCCGCAACGCAUUCCAAACUGCCAUCGCAUUGGCAGAGUUCAAAGCCCAGUCGAAAGACAAGGCGCGACGAACCGGCAAGGAUUCGUCUUCGCCUACUCCUAGAAGCCCAAAGCGACCUGUCCUAAGCCAAGACACCUUCACGCUCAUCGCAGAGGCCUCGACUCAGUUCAACGACUACCUUUUGCAGACACACGGCCAAGACGAAGACACGACGGCGUCAAGAGACCAGAUUCGACCAGCCACUUUCAAAGAAAACAAGACUCGAAUUAAGAGAGUGCAGGAGUCUUCUGACUCAGAUACCGACUCGGACUCUACUUCCUCUUCAGGUGACUCUAGUCGUGAUUCUGAUUCAGCGGCGUCAGAAUCCGGGCCUGAUCCGUACGCAUCUGAUAAUUCUGAGAUCUCGGAACCUGAAUCAGAGGUAGAGAAGAAGCGUAAGAAGUCAAAAAGGAGUAAGGAAAAGCUUGAUAAGACUGCGAUCAAAGGCAAGAGGCCUUCAGAAAGGCGAAAGGAAGCGAAAAGGAAGGAGAAGAGAAAGUCCGAAGACUGA